AUGUGUGAUUUUACUCUAUCAGUACCUGGAUUCUCCACCACAACUAAGUAUAUCAUGUGUGAUUUUACUCUAUCAGUACCUGGAUUCUCCACCACAACCAAGUGUAUCAUGUGUGAUUUUACUCUAUCAGUACCUGGAUUCUCCACCACAACCAAGUAUAUCAUGUGUGAUUUUACUCUAUCAGUACCUGGAUUCUCCACCACAACUAAGUAUAUCAUGUGUGAUUUUACUCUAUCAGUACCUGGAUUCUCCACCACAACUAAGUAUAUCAUGUGUGGUUUUACUCUAUCAGUACCUGGAUUCUCCACCACAACUAAGUAUAUCAUGUGUGAUUUUACUCUAUCAGUACCUGGAUUCUCCACCACAACUAAGUAUAUCAUGUGUGAUUUUACUCUAUCAGUACCUGGAUUCUCCACCACAACCAAGUGUAUCAUGUGUGAUUUUACUCUAUCAGUACCUGGAUUCUCCACCACAACUAAGUAUAUCAUGUGUGAUUUUACUCUAUCAGUACCUGGAUUCUCUACCACAACUAAGUGUAUCAUGUGUGAUUUUACUCUAUCAGUACCUGGAUUCUCCACCACAACUAAGUAUAUCAUGUGUGAUUUUACUCUAUCAGUACCUGGAUUCUCCACCACAACUAAGUAUAUCAUGUGUGGUUUUACUCUAUCAGUACCUGGAUUCUCCACCACAACUAAACUGCAUUUAUCAGCGCCAUUGGCGUCCAUGUUAGCCAACCAGAAUGUCGUUCCCGGCGGUUAA
Molecule: messenger RNA, 759 nt
Organism: Ostrea edulis (European flat oyster)
Lineage: Eukaryota; Metazoa; Mollusca; Bivalvia; Ostreida; Ostreidae
Exons: 2
Coding region: 1-759 (252 amino acids)
Source: RefSeq, a predicted model, not a curated record